Bombus pascuorum is the source of this 1452-nucleotide messenger RNA. Its product is annotated as tigger transposable element-derived protein 2-like. Gene Ontology annotation, molecular function: DNA binding. The record is from RefSeq and is a predicted model, not a curated record. Lineage: Eukaryota; Metazoa; Arthropoda; Insecta; Hymenoptera; Apidae. The coding region runs from base 1 to 1452 and encodes 483 amino acids. The transcript has a single exon. Gene Ontology annotation, cellular component: nucleus.
AUGACGCCAAAAAGAAAACAGUUGCCAUUGACACCUGAAAAAAAAAAUGAAAUCCUUGAGAUAAUAGACAUAGUUGAUCUGAACACAGGUAACCUUUACAGUGUCAUAGCAGAAGCGUAUGGUAUUUCAAUUUCUACCGUCGCCAGUAUAAAAGCAAGGGCAGCAGAGAUAAAACAAUCUCUCCAGAAAAACUCACCGGCUCCUACAAGUUCCAAAAAACAUUUAAAAAUGACACACAAUACGGAUUUAAAAAGAGUUCUUUACCAGUGGUACAAACGAUGUAAAGAUAAUAAUGUAGAAAUAACAGGACUACAGUUACGCAAAAAAGCUCUCGAGCUUAAUGAAAAAUUAAACGGAAAUUCUGCAUUUAAGGCUAGUCACGGCUGGAUGUCAAACUUUAAAGCACGUAACCAUAUCACUGUUGAGGAAACCAGAGGAGAUUUUCCAACCCCAAAUAAAGCUGCAGUGGAUAACUUCAAAACUGCGUUUACAACAUUUCUGCAAAACGAGGGGUGCACAUUGGAGAAUGUUUACAAUGCCCAUUACACACCAAUAGUGUGGAAAGCAGUACCAGAAGAAAUUUUGAUUUUUCAGCGUGUGAAAUUGGAAUCAGACCAAGAAGAGUGCGAAGAUCACAUUAAUACACUUUUUUGUGCAAAUGCUAGCGGAUGUCACAAGUUGCCGGUACUAAUAAUCAGCAGUAUUGCGGAAACUCAAAGAUUUUACAAUUUCAAUACAGAUGCCUUCUCAACUACCUACAGAUCAAACAGCAAUACUUGGAUAGACAGUACCAUCUUUAAUCAGUGGUUCGAAAAACAUUUCUUAAAAUUAGUUAAAGAGAAACAACUGAAGAACGGGCACAGGGAGAAAACGUUGUUGUUACUAGGUAAUGUUCGCUCGCAUCACGAUCUGGAGGAACUAAAUAAGGAAGAUGAAUUCGUUACAGUCAAGAGCUUUCCAUGUGACGUUAGACCACUCAUAGAACCAAUGGAUCAUGGAAUAAUCGCAUGUUUCAAGCGAAAGUACAGAAAAGAAUUGGUGGAAACAUUUAUGCCAUUAACUAUCUACAAUACGGAGAACAAAGUGAUACACCUCCAUGAAGAAUUAAACAUAUGGGAUUUCUGCCGCAUUGUACAUGCUGCUUGGUCAUAUGUCGACGAUGCAAUAAUGAUAAAUACGUGGAAAUUUCUUUUAAAGGAUGAAAUCAAACGAAGUGUGGAAAACUUAGAAAUAAUAAAAAAAGACGUAGAUGAAACAGUUGCAUUGCUCCAGACAUUACCAAGAUGCAAAGGGUGCAACAGAAUCGACGUGAUAAACUGGUUUCAAAUUGACGAUAGAAAUGAUAUACUCAGGACGAUAUGUACCGACGAAGUUCUUCACGAUUUUAGAAACAAUACUCUGGAUGAAGUGAACAUAGAUAUUGUCGACGAUGAAGCUAGGCCUUCUCAUUGA